AAGAAAUUUUUCAUCAAAAAUUAUUGUUGUUUAAUUUCAGAUCAACAAUGGACGUUCUAGUCCUGGUCGCCAUAGCCACCUUGCUUUGCAUCCUUCUCGCCAUUCCAACCUUGUUCCGCCGUUCCUCCAGCCGCGAAGGUUCCGCCGUUGCCUCAAGACCUGUCGAGGCGAACCGUGGUCCUGGCGGACGACGAGGUCCACGACUACGGCGACCUGUUCGGAAUGAUAGCGAUGAUGAUGAUGAAGAUGGUGCUCGUAAUGAAGAACUUGAAGAACUAGAGGAAGCCGGAGUUAAAAUCCCCGAGGGGAAGAUAGGAAAAAAGAAGUUGGAGAAACUUCAAGCCAAGGCGGAUAAGAAAAUUCAGCGGGAAGCCGAACUGCGGGAUCGGGAGGAAAGUAAAAAGAAACGGGAGAAGGAAGACGAAGAAGCAUUGAAGGCUAGAGAACGAGAACGAGAAGAGGAGAAGAGAGAGGAGCUAGACGAGAAGCGAAGGCAGGAAGAGAAGGAGAGAAAGGAACAUGAAGAAUACAUGAAAAUGAAAUCCGCUUUCUCCGUCGAGGAGGAGGGUUGUGAUGGCGACGAAGAUGAGUCGGAAGAAAACCGUCUGGGAAAAUUCAUUUCCUACAUCCAGGAGACCAAGGUUGUCCUCCUGGAAGACCUCGCGGCCCACUUCAAGAUGAAAACACAGGAGGUCAUUGACCGUAUCUCAGUGCUCCAGGAGUCUGGGGACCUCACCGGGGUGGUCGACGACCGUGGGAAGUUUAUCUUCAUCUCCUCAUCGGAGUUGGAGGAUGUUGCGAAGUUUAUCCGACAACAGGGUCGGGUUUCUAUCACAGAUCUUGCAGCAAACUCAAACAAACUAAUCACGCUCAGCUGAAACUAAAAUA
Molecule: messenger RNA, 888 nt
Organism: Eurytemora carolleeae
Lineage: Eukaryota; Metazoa; Arthropoda; Copepoda; Calanoida; Temoridae
Gene: Ddrgk1
Product: DDRGK domain-containing protein 1-like
Exons: 1
Coding region: 48-878 (276 amino acids)
Source: RefSeq, a predicted model, not a curated record